Molecule: messenger RNA, 1636 nt
Organism: Tachysurus fulvidraco (yellow catfish)
Lineage: Eukaryota; Metazoa; Chordata; Actinopteri; Siluriformes; Bagridae
Gene: f9b
Product: coagulation factor IXb
Exons: 8
Coding region: 84-1556 (490 amino acids)
Biological process (GO): blood coagulation; proteolysis
Cellular component (GO): extracellular region
Molecular function (GO): serine-type endopeptidase activity; calcium ion binding
Source: RefSeq, a predicted model, not a curated record
UUGUGUGUGUGUGUUUGUGUUUUGCUGAACUUUGGACUAUCUGAGUAACUCUGACUGGAAACGAGGCAUUUUAAGAGAACAAAAUGGAGAAAUUUUCUCUCAUUAUUUUAAUAAAUGGAGUUUUUAUUUUAAUAUCGAAUUUCUGUCUCACAUCAUCAGUCUCAGUGUUCGUGUCGAGACAGACUGCACAGUCAGUGUUAUUGAGACAGAAGCGCUUUAAUAAAGGAGGACUGGAGGAAGUGAUGAGAGACAAUCUGGAGAGAGAGUGUAUGGAAGAGAAAUGCAACUUUGAAGAAGCACGUGAAGUUUUUGAAAACAUGGAGAAAACAAGAGUGUUCUGGAUGAGUUACAUCGAUGGAGAUCAGUGUUUGUCGUCACCUUGUCAGAAUGGAGGGACGUGUAAAGAUGGCCUGAGCUCCUACGUCUGCUGGUGUCCAAUCAGCUUCAUUGGGAAGAACUGCGAGCUCGAUCUAGAGAGACAGUGUGAUGUGAAUAAUGGAGGCUGUAUGCAGUUCUGUGAGGUGGAUAAGGUACAGGGGGUGGUGUGUAUGUGCGCUGAUGGAUACACACUUGGUGCUGAUGAGAGGAGCUGUGAGCCGAGAGAUAAUUACCCCUGUGGUCGUUUGGGGAAGAACAUCGCCAACAAACUUGCCACGAGAACGUUACUCACUGAAGAAACUGUGAACCAAACUCAUGGCAUCAAACAUGUCACUGUGACGGAGAGGAAUUUAACUACAGCAAACAGCACAAAUUCCACUGACAGAGACUGGGGUUUUUUCCCCACUUUACCAUCUAUCACAGAGGAGACCAACACCAAGACGCGCAUUGUGGGAGGAUUAGAAGUAGCAUCUGGAGAGGUUCCCUGGCAGGCGGCGUUGGUCCAUAAAGAAAAGAAGCUGGUGUUUUGCGGCGGUUCUCUCCUGAGUGACGUGUGGGUCAUCACCGCUGCUCACUGCCUGGUGGAGGCAGGGAUCGGAAAGUUCUUUGUAAGAUUAGGAGAACAUGAUGUUAAUGUUGAUGAACAUCGGGAAAGUGAUCAUGAAGUUGAUGAACACCACAUCCACCCCAGCUAUCAGCAUCAGCAAAGCCACAACCACGACAUCGCUCUGCUGAAGCUCAGCACACCCGUCACCUUCUCAGACUACAUCAUACCAAUCUGUCUUGGCCCAAAAACCUUCACAGAGUCCUUGCUGAAGAGCGUUUCCGUCUCACUGGUCAGUGGGUGGGGACGGAUACGCUACAGAGGGGUGGAGUCCGAAAGGCUGCAGAAGGUGGAGGUUCCCUUUGUGGACCGCACCGAGUGCAAAGGCAGCGAUAAGAUUUCACGCUUCAUGUUCUGCGCCGGGUUCCUGAACACACGCAAGGACUCGUGCCAAGGGGACAGCGGAGGACCUCACGCCACCAGACUGAACACAGACACGUGGUUCCUGACGGGCAUCAUCAGCUGGGGUGACGAGUGUGCUAAAGAGGGCAAGUACGGCGUCUACACGCGUGUGUCCAAAUACAUGAACUGGAUCACAAACGUGACUGGAAUCAAAGUAGCUUCUUCUGGAUGAAUACUUCAGGUUCCAGCAGGAAAGUGUUUACACCAUGAAUAAAUUUCAUCACUUGUCCAUAAUAAACAAAUCUUAACUUA